CUUCGAUUAGAUUAUACAAGAAGAUUGUAUAAAUAGAAACGUUCAGUUCACUUAGUGAAGAGGCGAGUGUGCAGCGUUACUGAUAACCUCAUUGAAAAUGUUGUUCAUAUUUGCAUUAUUUACUGUGACUUUUGCGAAACAUGUGGAUCUUUCAUACAGAGCUUUACAUAAUCCCGAUCUCUUCGAAGGAGAUAUUGUCGGGAUAGAAGACAAUGACGCCAGAAAUGCAAUAGUAAACCCUGAUCGUCUCUGGAAGGACGGUGUAGUUAUUUAUGCGGUGGAUUCAUCUUUAGAACAUAUAAGAGAUUUAAUCACUGAAGCAAUGAAUCACAUAACUAAAGAAUCCUCGGGAUGUAUCACUUUCAAAGAGCGAAGAUACGAACGAGAUUAUGUUAAAUUCACCGCUGCAGAUGGGUGUUACUCGAGUUUCGGUCAAGUUGGAGGUGCGCAAACUCUAUCUCUUGGUGAGGGUUGCGAAUCUGUAGGGGUUAUCGUGCACGAAAUUGGUCACGCACUCGGCUUCUUUCACGAACAUAAUCGAUCUGAUAGAGACGAUUAUAUUACUGUAUACUGGGAUAACAUACAACCAGGAUCGAAAAUGCAAUUUAUCAAAAUGCCAUCGAUUAGAAAUAAAAUUUUUAACGAGUUUGAUUACGAAUCUAUCAUGAUUUAUGGAAAUUAUGCCUUUUCUAAGGACGGCAAGUCGAUAACUAUGGAAGCAAAAACAGGAGUAAAGUUGAGAGAACCGUACGAGAAAAGUGGAUUAACCGCUAGCGAUGUAUAUAGAAUUAAAAAGUUGUACCAAUGCGAAUAAAACACAAAUAACUAUGGACUAAAACGUCAUAAUAUUUAACGAAAUAAUUAUAAAUAAAUGUGCGAAAUAUCCGUUCGAUUUUCUAAGAAUAAUAUCAUAUUUUUAGAUUUCAAUGAUCUAUUUUUAUUCAUCUUUAUAAAAGAUUCGUUGUAGAUAAAUUUAUGAUACAUUAAAUAAAACCUGUCCAAAACGGACACUUGCCUAAA
Molecule: messenger RNA, 1020 nt
Organism: Centruroides sculpturatus (bark scorpion)
Lineage: Eukaryota; Metazoa; Arthropoda; Arachnida; Scorpiones; Buthidae
Product: astacin-like metalloprotease toxin 5
Exons: 6
Coding region: 98-814 (238 amino acids)
Biological process (GO): proteolysis
Molecular function (GO): metalloendopeptidase activity; zinc ion binding
Source: RefSeq, a predicted model, not a curated record